Cylicostephanus goldi is the source of this 423-nucleotide messenger RNA. Lineage: Eukaryota; Metazoa; Nematoda; Chromadorea; Rhabditida; Strongylidae. The record is from the annotation of a GenBank genome assembly.
AUGAGCAAUGAUAUCACUAAGAGUAGGACGUAUUCUUUGGGAGAACGUUAUCAGAUAGCACAAAACAUCCGGGUCUGCAAGUUUAUUUUCCACACGGUCAUCUGGAUAGGCUUACUAAACGUGAUUUCUGCCCUUUGCCUCCUCGUGGACGAUUUUGAAAUGUCGAUUUAUUACCGGAACAUUAUCGUGAUUAUAUUCAACUACUCGUUACUGAUAUAUGGUAUCACUAUUGUGAUAGUAAUGUGCUGGUAUAACGACGGUCUGAGAGCUGAACUGCAGAAAUUAAGAGAGCAGCUUUGCUGUACUUCGAAAACGCAUCCGGAAUUUGUAAGUGUGGUGUCAACAAUGGGCUACGAGGCACAUGUGCAUCAGAGACAACACGCUGCUCUCUACUUCAAUAUGCUCAAAAAGGACUGGUCUUAA